Messenger RNA from Rosa chinensis, 1036 nucleotides. RefSeq names its product senescence-specific cysteine protease SAG39. Gene Ontology annotation, molecular function: cysteine-type endopeptidase activity. The transcript has 2 exons. The coding region runs from base 1 to 1032 and encodes 343 amino acids. Gene Ontology annotation, cellular component: lysosome. NCBI's taxonomy places the organism in Eukaryota, Viridiplantae, Streptophyta, Magnoliopsida, Rosales, Rosaceae. The record is from RefSeq and is a predicted model, not a curated record.
AUGGAGUUCAUAAACCAGGUGCACUCUAAAUGUAUUUGUCUGUGCUUGAUCCUCAUAUUCGGGGCUUGGUCUUCUGAAGCCACCUCUCGGAAUCUUGAAGAUGCAGCCAUGUAUGAGAGAUACGAGCAAUGGAUGACUCGUUAUGGACGCCAAUACAGCAGCAUGAAUGAGAAGGAGACUCGCUUCAAUGUAUUCAAGAAAAAUGUGGCAAUGAUUGAUUCUUCGAAUAGCGAUGUAAACAAACCAUACAAAUUGAGCGUCAAUCAAUUUGCAGACCUUACAACUGAAGAAUUCAAAUCCCAAAGGACUGGAUUCAAGGGUCUUCGGGAUACCCCUCCGCCGACUACUUCUUUCAAGUACGAAAAUGUUAGCAUAGUGCCAUCUUCAAUAGACUGGAGAACGAAAGGAGCUGUAAUGCCUGUCAAGGAUCAAGGCCAAUGUGGAAGCUGUUGGGCUUUCGCAACAGUGGGAGCCUUGGAAGGAGCUCUUCAGCUUGCUACCGGUGAACUAGUCUCUAUGUCCGAGCAAGAGUUGGUUGACUGUAACGUCGGAGGUGAGAAUGAAGGCUGUAUGGGUGGCUACCCCGACGUUGCCUUUCUGUACAUCAUAGAAAAGCACGGGCUUACAAACGAGGCUAAUUAUCCCUAUACUGCUACUGAUAAUAUGUGCAAUACUAAAGAGGCAGACAGCCCUUCAGGUAGCAUAACCGGCUACGAAGAUGUGCCUGUAAACAGUGAACAGGACCUUCUCAAGGCUGUUGCUAAUCAACCUGUAUCCGUUUGCAUUCAAGCUGAGGGUUUAUUCCAAUCCUAUUCAUCUGGUGUGUUGACAGGAGAUUGUGGAACGGACCUCGACCAUUGUGUUACCGCUAUUGGUUACGGAACAACUGAUCAGGGGAUCGAUUAUUGGUUGCUGAAAAACUCAUGGGGCACAGAAUGGGGUGAAGAAGGCUACGUUAGGAUUCAAAGAAAUAUAGAGGCUGUGGAAGGAAUGUGUGGCAUUGCUACGUCAGCCUCUUAUGCUACUGUGUAGAUGA